ACCCUAAAUGUGUGAUUUUUACAUCACAAAUUAUUUCUUAACAUCAAACCGGCAUCAUCAUGGAAGAAAUCGGAUUAACACUUCCAGAAAAAGAGGACUCUGGGCUUACAGAAUCAAGACCAGGGACUGCUCCCACCACACACGUGGAUCCACUUGGAGUGGACAUUGAGGACCUGUAUGUGAAGUACAAGAAACUUCAGCGACAGCUCGAGUUCCUGGAGGUGCAAGAGGAGUACAUCAAGGAUGAACAAAAGAACCUGAAGAAGGAGUACCUGCAUGCACAGGAGGAGGUGAAGAGGAUCCAGAGUGUGCCCCUCGUCAUCGGCCAGUUCCUGGAAGCGGUGGACCAGAACACUGGCAUCGUGGGCUCCACUACAGGUUCCAACUACUAUGUGCGUAUCCUGUCCACAAUCGACCGAGAGCUGCUGAAACCGUCAGCCAGCGUGGCUCUUCACAAACACAGUAACGCCCUGGUGGACGUGCUGCCCCCAGAGGCUGAUAGCAGCAUCACCAUGCUUGGUGCAGACGAGAAGCCAGAUGUGGCGUAUGUAGACAUUGGAGGCAUGGACAUCCAGAAACAGGAAGUGAGAGAGGCCGUGGAGCUACCCCUCACGCAUUUUGACCUCUACAAGCAGAUCGGUAUUGACCCUCCGCGUGGCGUCCUCAUGUACGGCCCUCCUGGCUGUGGGAAGACCAUGCUAGCCAAAGCUGUAGCCCACCAUACAACCGCUGCUUUCAUUCGUGUGGUGGGUUCUGAGUUCGUACAAAAGUACCUUGGUGAGGGACCUCGCAUGGUGCGUGAUGUGUUCAGAUUGGCAAAAGAAAACGCUCCGGCCAUCAUAUUUAUAGAUGAAAUUGAUGCCAUAGCAACAAAGCGAUUUGAUGCUCAAACUGGAGCUGACAGAGAAGUGCAGAGAAUUCUCCUGGAGCUUCUGAACCAGAUGGAUGGCUUCGAUCAAACUGUUAAUGUAAAGGUGAUCAUGGCCACUAACCGGCAUGACACACUGGACCCUGCCCUGCUCCGGCCCGGCCGCUUGGACCGCAAGAUUGAGUUCCCUCUGCCAGACAGGCGUCAGAAGCGUCUCAUAUUCUCCACUAUCACAGGCAAGAUGAACCUCAGUGAAGAAGUCGAUCUCGAGGAUUAUGUCGCCCGUCCGGAUAAGAUCAGUGGGGCGGACAUAAACGCCAUCUGUCAGGAGGCUGGCAUGCAGGCAGUAAGAGAAAACCGGUAUGUGGUGCUGGCCAAGGACUUUGAGAAGGGCUACAAGAAUAACAUCAAGAAGGAUGAAACAGAGCACGAGUUCUACAAGUAGCCACUGAUCCCACUCCAGGGACCAGAAAUCUGUGAAAGCGACUGUGGUUCAUUGACAUUUCAAUGUAUAUUAAUUGUAUUAUAUAUAUGUGCUAGGCUGAGUUGUGGAUCCUAAUAAACUUAAAUUUCCAUAAUAAACUUAAAUUUCCAUGAAAAACUUAGUUACCCAGAUGGUUUUCUUUAGCAAGAAUAUUCAUAUAUUUUCUGGUACACUUAAGUUGUCAUAUAAUAUAUUAAAAUGGAAAGAUGAAACAAUUUUUUUUUCAUUUUAUGGUUUAAAAAACAGUUUCAGAAUUGCAUUUCAACAUUUACAUAAUGUAAUUUGUAUGUUCCUAUGUUUCAGAGAAUACAUUUAAUUCUCAUAA
Molecule: messenger RNA, 1677 nt
Organism: Dreissena polymorpha
Lineage: Eukaryota; Metazoa; Mollusca; Bivalvia; Myida; Dreissenidae
Product: 26S proteasome regulatory subunit 6B
Exons: 9
Coding region: 60-1313 (417 amino acids)
Biological process (GO): proteasome-mediated ubiquitin-dependent protein catabolic process
Cellular component (GO): proteasome regulatory particle, base subcomplex
Molecular function (GO): proteasome-activating activity; ATP binding; ATP hydrolysis activity
Source: RefSeq, a predicted model, not a curated record